UAGAAGAAAUGAAGUGCUGUGGAUGGAUGGACAAGAGAGACCCUCCACAUCUGAUCAUCUGGUGUCGGCUUCUCUGCUUCCUUUUCCCACUUGACCUAACUCAGCUGCUGUGUAGAUCACCUAAAAUAUAGCAAGCAGACACUUGGGGAGCACAAAAGAGUCUCCAGGUCGGAUCCGGAGACCAGCCUUCUGAGAGGCAGCAGUGUCUCAGGUUCAAGGGAGUCCAAUCUGGGAGGAAGGAGUCUGGCCAGAACCCCCAGGCCCAGGGCCUGCUCUGUUGCUGACACAUUCUCAGAUCUGCUUCCCUCUGGUGGCCAGCGCUUGCCCUGCAACCCAGACCACGUGAUUUCUAGGAACCGCACCUCCCAGCAGGAGAACUGAAACUUAGGGUGGGAACUGUAGAAAGGGGAGGAGAGAUCAGAAACAGCCUAGAACAAGCUGACUGUGGGACCUCCUCGGCAGGCCGCUCAGGAUGGCCUCAGGCAAACCACGCAGCACCCGAAAGCUCCGCAGUUGGAUAAUAGAGCAAUUGGAAAGUGGGCAGUUCCCAGGGGUGUGCUGGGAUGAUGCAGACAAGACCAUGUUCCGGAUUCCCUGGAAGCAUGCAGGCAAGCAAGACUUCCGAGAGGACCAGGAUGCUGCCCUAUUCAAGGCUUGGGCACUGUAUAAGGGAUACACCAAUGAAGGAAAUGCUGCUGUCUGGAAGACUCGCCUGCGCUGUGCCCUCAACAAGAGUUCUGAAUUUGAAGAGGUUCCUGAGAGAGGCCGUAUGGAUGUUGCUGAACCCUACAAAGUGUAUCGGAUACUGCCACCAGGAACCCUCCCCGACAGUGGCUGUGGUGGAAGAGGCAUCCUUGGCUGCAGAGGCAGCAGCAGCAGCAGCGGUAGCGGCGGCGGUGGUGGGGACAGCAGCGGCGGCACCAGCGGCAGGGACAGCAGCAGCAUCAGCGGGGACAGCAGCAGCGGCGGGGGCAGCCCAGAGCCAGAGGAAGGUGCCUGCCUUCAAGAGGAAGCCUCCAUUCAAGAGGACCCAGUGUUCAUGGAGCAUCAGCUUCCUCUGAACUCAGUGCUUGCUUGGAUUCCUGCUUUGGACCUCAGUUUUCCCGUUAUCAACACGGGGACACUGGACCCCACAGAACCUCAUGCACCGUGGAGAGAAGGCCUCUUCUCAGCCUUCAGGCUCCUGCUGCACCUAGUAAAGCUAGACUUUUCUGUCCCCAGACUACUCGCUGCUGCUCACCUUCAUCUACAAUGGCCGUGUGGUGGUGAGAUGCUGCAGGUGACCUUUCCCAAACCUGAUCCACUGGAGCCUAUCCAGCACCUGCUGAGUCAGCUCGAGAGAGGGAUCCUGGUGGCCAGCAAUUCCAGAGGCCUCUUUGUUCAGCGCCUCUGUCCCAUCCCCAUCUCCUGGAAUGCACCUAAGGCCCCACCUGGGCCUGGUCCACAUCUGCUGCCCAGCAAUAAGUGUGUGGAGCUCUUCAGCACCAACUACUUCUAUAGAGACUUGGCCCAGUACUGCCAGGGCCAGGGCCCCCCACCCAAGUUCCAGGCCACACUGAAUUUCUGGGAGGAGAAGCCUGACUCUAACCACACCCAGGAGAAUCUUAUCACAGUGAGGAUGGAGCAGGCCUUUGCCCGACAUUUGCUGGAGACAGUUCCAGAGGAGCAGAGAGCUGCUUUGUUCCUGGUGCAGAACCCAGAACUCCCAUCUGCUGCUCUCCAGCCUCCAGGGACUCGUCUGCCCCGUGAUCAGGGCCUUGCCAGACCCCACUGUGGCUGCCGAGUGAUGGAGCAAAAAGAGGUUCCCGAUGGGUUCAGGGAUGAGGCCUGCGGCAAGGAGACUCCAGCUGGCUAUGCCGGCCUCUGCCAGGCACACUACAAAGAAUAUCUUGUGAGCCUCAUCAAUGCCCAUUCGUUGGACCCAGCGACCCUGUACGAAGUGGAGGAGCUGGAGACAGCCACUACACGCUACCUCCAUGUGCAUCCCGAACCAAUGGAUGGAGAGGAUCUUCCUGCCUAUCAGGCUCGAUUGUUACAGAAGCUGACAGAAGAGGUUCCCUUGGGACAGAGUAUUGCCCGCAGGAGGAAGUAG
Molecule: messenger RNA, 2092 nt
Organism: Peromyscus californicus insignis
Lineage: Eukaryota; Metazoa; Chordata; Mammalia; Rodentia; Cricetidae
Product: interferon regulatory factor 9-like
Exons: 13
Coding region: 473-2092 (539 amino acids)
Biological process (GO): regulation of transcription by RNA polymerase II; immune system process
Cellular component (GO): nucleus
Molecular function (GO): protein binding; RNA polymerase II cis-regulatory region sequence-specific DNA binding; DNA-binding transcription factor activity, RNA polymerase II-specific
Source: RefSeq, a predicted model, not a curated record